AUGGUUCAACUUCAACGUACUACACAAGAAACAUCACAUCGAAAGAUUUUCAAUCAAGCAAGAGGUCAAGCAAAAGCCUCCCAAGUAUCUUCAACAACUGAAAAACCAAAAAGAAAAACAACAGACGAAAAUUUCGAUACAACUCAAAGAAAGAGACCAAAACAAUUUGAACCAUCAUCAAAUCACGCUUCAUCCAUUCGUUUUGAUGUACUUACAAAUCCUGUAUCAUUGGCAAAGGGAAGCCAGAGAACACAAAUUAAUACGGCUCAAUUCAGUACGUAUCGCGCUCGUUGUCCUCAUGGUACUGUCGAUACUGCACAAAUUCGUAAACAACGUAAAAAUGUUUUACAGAAGCAGCAAAUAAAUAUAAUGCAAGCACCACAAGUUAAUAAUUAUGACGACGAUGAUGAAAACGAAUUAACAACUCAAAAUAAACUGAACAACUAUGAUGACGAUGACAAUGAGGAUGAACAACUUACUGAAACCAUGACUCAACCACAAAAUCGAUUGAGUCAUCCCCGUAACACACGUCAACGUUCGUAUGAAUUGAUUGAUGAAGCAGAUGAUUCAGAGUCAAUUAAAGAACGCGAAAAUGUUGUUGAUGCAAGUGAUGAUAAUCUUAGUCAACUCUAUUUUGAUGAUAAGUUUAAUGAAUUAAAAGCAGAUUUGGCACAAACAACAAAUACAAUAGCAGGCAAUGUACAAAUUCAAUUGAAUAAACUUGAUAAACAAUUGAAAUCAUUGUCAAAAGCGGUACAAGACUAUUCCGUUAAUCCGACUUUGAUACCGUAUCAAAAUCUUACUUACACGUAUCCGAAAACAGUGCCAUUCCGUGGCAUCAACUUGUUAACCGCCUCAAAAGCCACGGAUUAUAAGAAAUACACUAGAACAAUACUAAAACUACUAUUUUCCUCUAAGGAAUUAAGCGAAUCAAUUUUGAUAUCAAAUCCACGAUAUACACGACCAGGAUUAGAUCCAGAACGAAUGGCUACAUGUUCAGAGGCUGUUGGUGCUCGUUUCAAAAUUGAUCCUGAUCGUUUCGAUGACUUUUUCCGGACAUGUUUGAGAAGAAACCUCGAACAAAUGAUAUGCGAUGUGCGUCGGGCAACUCGGAAUUCAGCUAAUUUUGUUGCAGAGCAGUUGCAUGGGGAUGAAAUAGAAGGAGCAGAGGUCGUGGGUAAUCGAACCUCGGAUAGUACAGUGUCCGGUCGUCGUGAUUCGAAUUCAGGUGGUGGAAUGGAAAAUCGUAAUCUUUAA
This is a messenger RNA of Rotaria socialis, 1257 nucleotides long. NCBI's taxonomy places the organism in Eukaryota, Metazoa, Rotifera, Eurotatoria, Philodinida, Philodinidae. The record is from the annotation of a GenBank genome assembly.